UGCUGGAGCCUGACGCCGCCCGGGAUUCGCGUCCUCUCCGCCUUUCAGAGGGGCGCCGCCGCCGGACCACCAUGGACGAUACCCUGUUCCAGCUAAAGUUCACAGCAAAGCAGCUGGAGAAGCUGGCCAAGAAGGCGGAGAAGGACUCCAAGGCAGAGCAGGCCAAAGUGAAGAAGGCACUUCAGCAGAAAAAUGUGGAGUGUGCCCGUGUAUAUGCGGAGAACGCCAUCCGCAAGAAGAACGAAGGCGUGAACUGGCUCCGCAUGGCAUCCCGCGUGGACGCAGUGGCCUCCAAGGUCCAGACAGCCGUGACCAUGAAGGGGGUGACCAAGAACAUGGCACAGGUGACCAAAGCCCUGGACAAGGCCUUGAGUACCAUGGACUUGCAGAAGGUGUCUGCGGUGAUGGACAGGUUCGAGCAGCAGGUGCAGAACCUGGAUGUGCACACGUCGGUGAUGGAGGACUCCAUGAGCUCGGCCACCACGCUGACCACGCCUCAGGAGCAGGUGGACAGCCUCAUCGUGCAGAUUGCCGAGGAGAAUGGCCUGGAGGUCCUGGACCAGCUCAGCCAGCUGCCCGAGGGUGCCUCUGCCGUGGGCGAGAGCUCUGUGCGCAGCCAGGAGGACCAGCUGUCACGGAGGUUGGCUGCCUUGAGGAACUAGCUGUGCCCCCACCUCUUCUGCCCUGUGUGUGCUGGGGCUCCCACCUCCCCAACUUGCCUUUCUGCUGACCCUGCAGAGCUGCAGCUGGCAGCCGCCAUCUCUUGGCUCCUCUCACCUGCCAGGCCUGGUGGCUUCAGAAUUGUUCCUGUUCUUUCAG
Molecule: messenger RNA, 819 nt
Organism: Galeopterus variegatus (Sunda flying lemur)
Lineage: Eukaryota; Metazoa; Chordata; Mammalia; Dermoptera; Cynocephalidae
Gene: CHMP1A
Product: charged multivesicular body protein 1A
Exons: 7
Coding region: 72-662 (196 amino acids)
Biological process (GO): late endosome to vacuole transport; protein transport; endosome transport via multivesicular body sorting pathway
Cellular component (GO): multivesicular body; ESCRT III complex
Source: RefSeq, a predicted model, not a curated record